Messenger RNA from Aricia agestis (brown argus), 1147 nucleotides. RefSeq names its product lysosomal-associated transmembrane protein 4A-like. NCBI's taxonomy places the organism in Eukaryota, Metazoa, Arthropoda, Insecta, Lepidoptera, Lycaenidae. The record is from RefSeq and is a predicted model, not a curated record. The coding region runs from base 172 to 711 and encodes 179 amino acids. The transcript has 6 exons.
CGGCGUCACAACAGAUGAUCUCCGGCGCUCGGGCAAAGCGCGCGUUUGUUUCUUUAUAGUGGUGGCGUCAUUGUAAAACUGUUCUAAAGUUUGUGCAAAAGUGUGUACGAAGUUUUUUUUCUUUGGACGUAAAGAAACUAUGAAAAGGAACUGAACCACACAAGUAUCAAGAUGGGUCGUCUCCGGACAUGCUGCUGCUGCGCGUCCACGCGGACCGGGUCCAUCAUCACCGGUUCCCUGGGCAUCAUCCUCUCCAUCAUCACCAUCAUCCUCAUCUGGCUGAUGGAGAAGCACAACAUCUCAUACAGGACGUUCAUCUUCGACGCGGACUUUGAUAAGAAGAUGUCGGAUUUAGAUAUUCCAAGAAUAAUCCUGACCGUGAACUUAUGUUUUACAAUAUUGAUAUGCAGCCUCCUGAUCGUAGCUGUACUAAAGACUUCUUUCUCGAAACGGUCCUGGCUGAUGCUGCCGUUCGUGGUCCUGGGUGUGGUGCUCGCGAUCGGCCUGCUCAUCAGCAUCCUGCACACCUCCAUAACAUACUAUCUGGACGACAUACCUGAUCACAACCUCUACGCCACCGUCAUACUCAUCGGAGGGCUUAUUUACUUGUGCAUCUACCUGUACUUAUGGGCGGUGGUGUUCAGCCAUUACCUAGACAUCCGUGACGAAGAGGAGAGGGGGAGAUACCGCAAGGCGCCUUACAAGCGAUAAACCUUUAUUGUGAACUUACUGGACUUUACAGUGCCUUACAUGAUGCCUUAACAAGAAAUGUUCCAAUUUUGAAAUUAAUUUUUUUUAUUUUUAUUUAGCAAGCAUUUUUGUCAAAUAAUUAAUCUGCAAUGACGUAUCUAAAGUACAAUAAAUAUCACAAUACAAGGACACUAAUGCUAAAAGCAGAGAGGAUUUUUACCUUAAUAUUUAUGAAUCUCAGUGAUAAUGGAAAUUGCUUAACUUAGCAGUAAAAAAAAGAAUCUAUUUUAAAUGAUGUGCGCUAUGGUCAAUGCACAAUGUUGUAAAAGUAAAAAAGUAGAAUCUACAUGAAAUGCACACUGUUUAAAAUACUUACUACUUGAAUGCUUAGUUGUAUUUAAAUUUCAACUUUGUCGGUCUUACCACAAAAGAUUUAAGCACCUGUUGAACAGUUGAU